GAAGCUCCCAUGUUGCCAGGGAUCACAACGACAGUGGAACAAAACAUUGCAGUGGUCUAGAAUCAACUCAGCACAGCUAGAAGUGUCAACACAACUUGAGCAUUGGAAGAUGUUGCGAUUGCUGUUUCUGUGUCUGAUUGUGACUCUGCGAGGAGCUGCUGCUUCCUCAGAGGAGAGUGAAGGCUCAGCAGACGUAGCAGAUGGAGACGAUGAAGAUCUAUUCAAGCAAAACGUGAGCCCAAAUCUCGGACAAUAUUCCACGCUUGAACCUGAAACUGAUGACACUGUGGACAUAAACAAGGCAACAGGAGAAAAAGUAGCGGAAGAUGGAUUUACUACCAUUGUCAUCAUCGUAGCCGUGAGUGUGGUGGCACUAUCAAUCGCAGUGAUAGUAGCCAUAGUGCUGGUCCGGCGCCGCAUGCACAACCGACCACAAGGGAUCUACUCAGUUCCCACAGAACAGGGAAUGAAAGGAACGGUCUAACCACAGGAUGAGCUCCAGUUCCAUUGGACACCUGCAGGGGAGGACCAAUGAACUGAGCUCUACAAAAUACUGCCCUUUGAACCAGGAAGGGUACACUUUCCACCCCAGCCUGCUCUUACUGAACCACCCCCUACUGCUCUCCUCUCUGGGACCAUCUGUUACUGUGUCAUGGGUCCCCUCCAAAGGAAACUUAGUUUCCUUUAUUUGGUCUCUUGUUUGUUUCUGUCACACAUAUCCCAAAGUAUGUGUGUACAUUUAAAAGGGCAUUCUGCAGUUGCUGCUUUUGUCCAAUGGCAUAUUUUACAAGAAAAACAAAUGUCCCGCUAGAAGUAAUUUGCAAUUGCAAUUGUUUCUCCGCUCCUUCGCUAAACUAAACUGUAUUCAGAGUUGAUUUGGUGCAUUUAGAACAGGCUUUUUUGAAUGAGAAAAGCACGUUUAAUCCACCCUAAACCAGCCCAGUCCUCACUAAAUUUCCACGUUCAGCUCUGUGACAUAUCCUGUCCUCGGCCUAUCAGUGACAACAGCCAGUACAGUUGAAAGAUAAAGCUUGUUCUCCCGUCUUCUCAACCUAUGAAGGGAAAAAAGAAAAAGAAAUGGGUGAAAAAAGCCAGAGGUCUGAGAUGGAAUUAAUCAACCUUUGUGAAUGAUGAUGUUUUCUUUUCAACACCCCCCUUUUUCUUUUUGAAAUGCUUCCUUUCAAAACGUCAACCACAUCACUGAUUGUAAACAGCUCUUGGAUGGCUGAGGUAUGUUUGAUUUGAAUGGUUUAUAGUGCUGGGACGGGGGUAUGGUGGGGAGAAAUUGAGAGGAUAAAAUAAAGUGCAGGGGUAGGGAGGUUGGGGGGUGAGUGGGGAAAUACCCACAAUGCCCAUGUUUCAUUCAUACUGAGUUUAAGGCCACUCCACCAUCACUCCCUGGCUCUCUUUUCAUUUAAAUGGAAAUCAAUCGUGCCCCGUGAUCAAAAGCUUUAGGGCCGAGGUGCUGGCUGGCUUAUUUCUUACUCUGCAUUACAGAGAAAGGAUGUUUUUGGCAGGGGUCAGAGGAGAGGGGGAGGUGGACAUGAUGUGCUUUGGCAUGACAGGGCUAUUCAUUUGUUGCGUUAUCAUGAGGGAACAAGGGUUGUUGUGAGUGUGUGCGAAUUACACCCAAAAUCAAGUAGUUUUGAAAUCACUGGGUCUGUCAAAAUAGCGUGCCCACUGUCUUUCUCCACUCAACCUUACCGCUGUGAUGUCAUCAGCUGAGGAUGGGCUUGGCUGGGUUCCAGGCUGUACAGAAACACCUGAGGAUGGGCUUGGCUGGGUUCCAGGCUGUACAGAAACACCUGUGUGUUAUUAGUGCCUCCAUCUCAUUUUGUGUUCUCUGGUUCACUCAAUCAGAAUUGUCCCAAUCUGUUUAAGUUGACGAAAUUCAAUUAGUAAACAGAUUCUAAACGCAUAAAGUGUGGUAUGCUUGUGUCUGCACUCUGCAGGUGUUUGUGUAUGUGGAGUUUGAUUGAAGCAUCACAACUAGCCCAGUAAGCCUGAGAUGUAGUCUAGCUCCGACAGCAUUUCAAAAGGAGUAUAAUUUAACAUACGGUAAAAGAACAAAAGAACUUUCACUUUCUGUUUGUUUACUGACCAGAGUCACAUUCAAGAAAGCCUUUUUCCCGUACUCAGAAAUACCCUUAGAAAUUCCCUUGACUUACAAAGUAGACGUUGUGGUUACGAGUCAGCGACUAGUCUCAUUAUAGAUGAGGUUUGCAUAGAACAGUUUUUCUUGUUUGUGAAAAAAGUACAUCUAAGAACCAUUCAAGCAAGCAUGUUGAAAUAGUCAUGAACUAAACAAAGUCCAAAAAUUCUAAAAGAAUUGGUUUGACCUGUGUAAUGCCCUGUUCAUUCAGCUACACUCGCACAUCUCCAUGGCAUUAUGCUCCUUCAAAGCCACUUCGUCUGUUGCAUUGCUAUUGUGAAUGCAUCAAAAAUGAUUGUCCUCUAUUUAUUUCCUCCAGGGCUUACGUUGAAAAGGGUAUGAAAUGUUCAAAUAUUGGAAAAGAAAAAUGUAUUUUCAAGAGCUCCAUGAGCUUUUUCAGCUGUGCAAAAGUUUCUCAAGGCCCAUUUUUCAUCUAAUCUUUAAAAAUAAUUGUCAAGAGAAAGCAUUACUGAGUUCAGCCAAUCCCUGACACUGUCAGACAUGGCUCUCCACGAGCCCUUACCUAUUACACAAAAGUCCUUACACCACCCCCUCUCCAUAAAAACUGAAUCUGGUUAGGGUUUAUAUUUGUCAAUUUUACACGAAUGUUUCAGGAUUGUGCAUUCUGUCUUUUGAUGAAAAUAGGAAAAUGUAUCAACCAGCAGAUUCUGUUUGAUGAGCUUGGAUGAUGCGUCCUCUGCACAGCAAUACGUAAUGCAAAUGCGUACAACAACAAAAAUAUUUUAGCUUUGUGUAUUAUUAUAUUGUUUUUUUAUGAGAUGUCCUAUUGUAAAAGUCAAUAUUCAAAUGAUAAUUUAGUCUUAAUUUUUAAGCACACGUCUUCAUCAGUACUCAUAAUCAAUGCUGAUAAACCCUGUACAUUCUGUUUGCUCAGGAUCAUUAACUGUUUGUAGUGUACAGCAGCGAAGUGUUUGGACAAUGCUCUAUAUCUCAUCCAUUCCUAUGUCUAUGAAUCUGAGUGUGUUUUAGAAUAACUAGACCUGCACUAAAAGUGUCAUCUUGCUGUUCUACUUGUACUGUAGGUUUCCACAGCCCACACAUUCUCCAAUCAUUCAAUUUGGACUAGCAUUAUGUUCUGUAUAUGGCUCUUCUAUAUUAUGGAUUAUGACAUUUUUUUUUUACAUUAAAUAUGUUCUGCUAUG
Oncorhynchus keta (chum salmon) is the source of this 3315-nucleotide messenger RNA. RefSeq lists its product as uncharacterized. The record is from RefSeq and is a predicted model, not a curated record. The coding region runs from base 110 to 484 and encodes 124 amino acids. The transcript is spliced from 8 exons. NCBI's taxonomy places the organism in Eukaryota, Metazoa, Chordata, Actinopteri, Salmoniformes, Salmonidae.